AUGGAUAAAAUCUGCCGCACUCAGCUUCCGGACUCGUCGUCAUCGCCGCCACUGAGCGGAAUCGGCUUCCACAGCUUUGAUGACGAGCUGAUUGCCGACCUGCCGUCCUGCGUGUACGCCAACCAUCAUCAGCUUGGGGCGGGCAGCAGCAAUGGCAAUGGUUCCGUUGCGGGCCACAGUAGCAACACCGGCGGACCGGGCCACAACCUGAACCUGAACAACUCCGGCAACCUACGGCUGAACCCGAACAGCCUGCGUCAAAUGCAGCACCAGUAUUUGCACCACACGGAAUGUCUAGACUCUUCGACGCCGCCGAGUCCUUCGCUGUCGACCAACAUGAGCCAUCCGUACAAUCCGGCCCCGUACAAGAUGCAACGUCAGCAGACCAAUGUCCGCGAACGGAAGCGUAUGAUGCGCUCCGCCCCGAAUGGCAGCAUUAACUCAGCGUUCGAUGAGCUGCGCGUGCACGUGCCCACGUUCCCGUACGAGAAACGGCUCAGCAAAAUCGACACGCUCCGGCUAGCGAUUGCGUACAUAGCGUUGUUGCGUGAGGUCCUGGAAGCGGACUACGAUCCACUGACGUACGUCGAAAAGUGCCUCCGUGGCGAAAUCAAGGCUGAUCGAGCGCACUGGAACACGAGCGAUCUCACCGCGCGACUGUCGUGGAUCAAUUGGGAAAAUCUUGGCGUUCAUCCCGGUCGGCGUACCAUACUGACUUCGCUGGCGUUGGGCUCAUCGGAGAGCCUGGCAUGUGGACCCCCACCGCAUCUUAUCUAGACCUAGGGUAGGGGUCUCUCGUCUCGUUUCGAUGUCUUCCGUUCGUUUCUAGUCGUCGUUUGCCAACAGAUACAACUAUUGGUUUGCUACUUUUACAGUAUUCACAUUGCUCGUCUAUUGGUGGUUUACAAGAAGCACCCUAAAGAAAAGAAUAUCUCACCAAUAAAAUCGUAGAAUAGAACGCACCCGAUUGUUGCUGUUUCAAACAAUUCAAAAACAUAUAUUUUCAUCG
Messenger RNA from Anopheles coustani, 1009 nucleotides. RefSeq lists its product as uncharacterized. Bases 1 to 777 code for a protein of 258 amino acids. Lineage: Eukaryota; Metazoa; Arthropoda; Insecta; Diptera; Culicidae. Gene Ontology annotation, biological process: developmental process; regulation of transcription by RNA polymerase II. Gene Ontology annotation, molecular function: DNA-binding transcription factor activity, RNA polymerase II-specific; RNA polymerase II transcription regulatory region sequence-specific DNA binding; protein dimerization activity. The transcript is spliced from 5 exons. The record is from RefSeq and is a predicted model, not a curated record.